AUGGAGAAGCAGGGAGAGGGGGAGGACCAUUCGGGAGAGGGGAAGGACCAUUCGGGAGAGGGGAAGGAGAGGGAUGCGAAUGGGAGAGAAGGCGAAGGGAUAGCAAAGAGGAGGUUGCUACAGCAGGAAGGGUGGCAAGAGGGGCGGCAGGAGCAGCAGGAGGAGGAGGGAGAGGUGAAAGAGGAAAUGCAGGUGAAAGCGUUGCAGGGAGCAGGGGAGGUGGAGGAGAGGGAGGAGAAACGGGGGUUGCAAAGAAAGGGGGAGCAGGAGGAGGAGCAAGAGGCAUGGGGAGAGGUGGAAAGUAAUCAAUUGGAUUGGGGAUUGGAAGGGGAGGAAGAGGAGGCGGCAAGGCAACGGAGGGAGGAGGAAGAGAAGGAGGCGGUGGAGAGAAGAAAGAGGUUGAUCGGGGCUGUGCAAGGAAAAGUGGGGCGGGGAGGGUUGGGGGGUUUGAGAAGCGAUGGUGGAUGUGUGAAGGAAAUGGGUUUGAGAGGGGAGGGAGAGGUGGAAGGGGGUUUGAGAGUAGUUGGGUCAGAAGAGGGCGCGAGUGGAGGGGAGGGUGGAGGGGGAAAGGGUGAGGAGGAGCAAGAGGGGGUGGUGGGGAGAAGAAAGGCUCGGGAAGAGAUGGGGGUGGAAGAAGAGCGGAGUGGGGAGAGAUAUGGGGAAAGAGACGAGGAGAGAGAAGAAGGUGGGGGAGAAGCAGCAGCAGAAGCAGCGGGGGAAGCAGCAGAGGAAGUGACAAGGGAAGCAUCAAAGGAAAGAGCAGGGGAGGAAGCAGAGGAAACAGAGGAUGCAGCAGGAGGAAGAGCAGGAGAAACAGCAGAGGAAGUAGCAGAGGAAGCAGCAGAGGAAGAAGCAGGGGAAGCACCAGAGGAAACAGCAGGGGAAACAGCAGGGGAAACAGCAGGGGAAGCAGCAGGAGAGGAAACGAUAGGGACGCUAGACCUGGGGGGAUCCAGCCUGGAGGUCACCUUUGUGCCAUGUGUCACACCCCCAUUCGCUGCCACAUCAACCCCAUCGCGAUAUCUAGCCAACGUGUCACUAGGAGGGCAACAUUUCAGCCUAUAUGCACACUCCCAUGAGGGAUAUGGAUACGCCAAUGGGGGAGUGCCACGUGUUGCUCAUCCGUGCCUCCACGCUGGAUACAAAACACUCCACACUGUGAGGAGAAAAUGGGCUGCUGCUGGCGUGGACGGGGCUGCUGCUGACGUGGACGGGGCAGCAGUGAAUGGGGCAGCAGGGGAAUCCACCAAUCAGACCACCCCGGGCAGUCAAAAAAUCCUGAGGUGGAGGUUUUCGGGCAGCCUGAUUGGGCGGAAUGUAUGGCCCUUACUCGUUAUGUGGUUGCUUCUGGCGUGA
Molecule: messenger RNA, 1356 nt
Organism: Closterium sp. Yama58-4
Lineage: Eukaryota; Viridiplantae; Streptophyta; Zygnematophyceae; Desmidiales; Closteriaceae
Source: the annotation of a GenBank genome assembly